Messenger RNA from Trichoplusia ni (cabbage looper), 1340 nucleotides. RefSeq names its product deoxycytidylate deaminase. Gene Ontology annotation, biological process: dTMP biosynthetic process; dUMP biosynthetic process. The record is from RefSeq and is a predicted model, not a curated record. Gene Ontology annotation, molecular function: dCMP deaminase activity; zinc ion binding. Gene Ontology annotation, cellular component: cytoplasm. Lineage: Eukaryota; Metazoa; Arthropoda; Insecta; Lepidoptera; Noctuidae. The coding region runs from base 348 to 719 and encodes 123 amino acids. The transcript has 3 exons.
UGAAGUACUUAAAGUUAUUGAUAUUUUAAAAGCUAUUUGCAAAUUUAACAACCGAAAAAAGUCAUGGUUUUCGGUUGUUAAAAAAUUACGAGUUAUUAAUUUUUUUAUCAAAUUCAGUAAUUAACUACUAAGGUUACAAUGUUGAUUAGAUAAGACUAAUUGCAUUUUUAUGUCAUGCAUCUAUUAUCUGUAAGGUUUAAUGAAGUUGUUCAUACAACAUACCAAACUUGGUUGCUUACCAUGGCAGCAAAAUUGCUCUAUUGAUGGAUGAUGCAUUUCUUAGUCAUAAAUAAAUGUAAAAAUUUAAAAGAAUUUGCAUUAUUGACGAUAUUGAUAAAUGGAAUGUUAUGUCCUGGCCGAUAUCGGGCACGGCGGCUAAUGUCGCAAGACACCAGCCAGCUGCGCGGAACAUAAUAUACAAGUGCAAAAUAUGUCAUGCCGAAAUGAAUGCUGUUCUGAACGCAAAGGGUGCUGAUUUAAAAGGUUGCACACUGUAUUUGAACAUGUACCCGUGUGUUGAGUGCUCCAAGAUAAUCACACAGUCGGGAAUAACCACUAUUGUCUAUCUGUUGGAUGAGAAAGCAGAUCAGUGGGUACAAAAACCAAAGUAUAAAAAAGCUAGAGAAUUUGACGCAGAGUUGGAAACCAAAGGCCUUAUUAAAAUACGGAAGUACAAGGCGAAGAAGACACGCCCGAGUAUUCAGAUCAAUUUCAUAUAAUAUAAAUAAACAAAAAUUAAUAGAAGUGAAGCUGGCAUUUUAUACAUAACUAGCUGACCCAGCAAACGCUAAAAAUAUAUCUUAAGUUAACACGUCCAAAUUCCUAGGAUUCAUCAUAGAUAAAAAUUAGACUGGAAACCGCAUGUAAAAGAACUAAAUAAACGGGCAUAGGCUGAUUUACUAUCAGCCUAUGCCCUAUAUUAACUAGCGCCAGUCGUGGACACGGACGCAAUUAUCACUGCUUAUCAUGGCAUUGCAGGCUCUAUACUGAGGUAUGGGGUCAUCUUCUGGGGAAACUCAACAAACCAAAAUAUUAUCUUUAAACAACAAAAGCGAUGCAUCCGAUCAAUGUUUGGGUUAAAAGUUAGCGAUUCAUGUCAGCCUCAUUUUAUAAAAUAUAAUAUUCUUACAUUACCAUCAUUAUACAUAUACGAAACUGCAGUUUUUGUUAAGUGUAACCCUCAUUUAUUCGUUAAUAUGUCGGAAACGAAUCACAGACGUGCGAGCACAGCAGGCGAGAUAAUCAUAGAUUGUGUGUAAGAAAGUCCAAAACCACUCUGAUGCACAAGUGUUUUCUGCAUGGCGCCUAUUAUUUAUAAUCACAUACCUAAUAAAUGCAAA